AUGCAAGAGCAGGUGGAAAGGUCCGCUCAGGGGCCCAAGUCUCAAUUUCAAACUGGUCACCAAGUUCCAAUUGAACACCACAAAAAGCCGGGUUUACAAGCAGAUUUAGAAAAUCCGAAGCCGACAUCAACUCAACUUCCCACCGAGGACAAUGGGUACCAAACCUACAAAGCAGCUGGGAAGCUGUUAGGAAAGAAGGCCAUUAUAACUGGUGGUGACUCAGGAAUUGGCCGCGCGGUUGCGAUCUUAUUCGCAAUGGAAGGUGCAUCAAGCUUGAUCACGUAUUUGCCCGAAGAGGAAAAAGACGCGCAGGAGACAAAAAGGCGCGUGGAAGAGAUCGGGCAAGCCUGUCAUUGUCUGGCGAUAGACUUACGAGAUAAAUCCAACUGUCAAAAGGUGGUCGACACAGCCCUCCAGACCCUAGGUGGCAUUGACAUCUUGGUCAAUAACGCUGGGACCCAGACUAUGAUCGAUGACAUUAAAGACUUGGAUGAAGCUCAAUGGGAAAGCACAUUUGACACCAAUAUUCAUCCUAUCUUCUACCUUUCAAAGUACACGAUACCUCAUUUGAAGAACGGAUCGACUAUCAUCAACUGUGCUUCAGUCAAUCACUAUAUUGGUCGCCCAGAUCUGCUUGAUUACACAUCAACGAAGGGUGCCAUUGUUGCGUUUACUAGGGGACUAUCCAACCAGCAAGUUAAAAACGGAAUACGCGUAAACUGUGUCUGUCCCGGACCAGUUUGGACUCCUUUGAUACCGGCAACUAUGACUACCGAUGCUAUGAAGCAGUUCAGUGAUACGCCGAUGGGUCGCCCAGGACAGCCGAGUGAAGUGGCAACAUGCUUCGUUUUUCUGGCUAGUCAUGACAGUAGCUUUAUCUCUGGUCAAAGUCUACAUCCUAACGGAGGUGUCGUGGUUAAUGGGUGA
Penicillium paradoxum is the source of this 927-nucleotide messenger RNA. RefSeq lists its product as uncharacterized. The transcript has 4 exons. Bases 1 to 927 code for a protein of 308 amino acids. The record is from RefSeq and is a predicted model, not a curated record. Gene Ontology annotation, molecular function: oxidoreductase activity. Lineage: Eukaryota; Fungi; Ascomycota; Eurotiomycetes; Eurotiales; Aspergillaceae.